UUGGUCUCUCUUUUGUCUCCCUCAUUUUAGUUUCCUUUUUCUUUUUCUGCAAUUACUCCCAGGAACCAAACAAUCUAUACGCACUGCCUUGCCAGAAGUUAUUAGUGGAUUUGCCCAUCUUUGUCAGCUAAACUUCACCAAACCUUUAUUUUUUCUUUCCUUUUCACUCCCAGCAAACAGCAAAAUAUACUUCUUCAUUUUCCUGCUUUCCUGUAAAUUACUUCUUAAAUGAUAAAAGCCUUAAGACCCCAGGUGGGAUUUGCUACUAAUAAUGUUAAAGAAACUGUUUUAUCAAAGCUCAGAGCUGAACAGUCGAGCAACGAAUACAUAACCUCCCUCUGCAAGCAAAAGCUUUUCAAUGAAGCUAUCAAGGCAUUUGAGUUCUUGCAAAAGAAAACGGGUUUUUGUUUAACACUUAGUACUUAUGCCUAUUUGAUCUCUGCCUGCUCUUAUCUGAGAUCUCUGGAACAUGGUCGAAAAAUUCAUGACCAUAUGCUGAAAUCCAAGUCUCAUCCAGAUUUAACUCUUCAGAAUCAUAUCCUUAACAUGUAUGGGAAAUGUGGGUCGUUGAAGGAUGCUCAGAAGGUGUUUGAUGCCAUGCCUGAGAGGAAUGUAGUGUCGUGGACCUCGGUCAUUGCUGGGUACUCUCAAAAUGGUCAGGGGGGUAAUGCACUGGAGUUUUACUUUCAAAUGCUGCAGUCAGGCGUUAUGCCGGACCAGUUCACGUUUGGAAGCAUAAUAAAAGCUUGUUCGAGCUUGGGUGAUAUUGUGUUAGGGAGGCAGCUGCAUGCCCAGGUCCUAAAAUCAGAAUUUGGUGCCCACAUCAUUGCACAGAAUGCUCUUAUUUCAAUGUACACAAAGUCUAACCUGAUUAUUGAUGCGUUGGAUGUGUUUUCUCGGAUGGCAACAAGGGACCUGAUCUCAUGGGGUUCAAUGAUUGCAGGGUUUUCGCAACUUGGUUAUGAGUUAGAAGCAUUAUGCUAUUUUAAAGAAAUGCUCCAUCAGGGUGUUUACCUGCCCAAUGAGUUUAUAUUUGGCAGUGUUUUUAGUGCUUGUAGUAGUCUCUUACAACCUGAAUACGGAAGGCAGCUGCAUGGAAUGAGUAUAAAAUUUGGGCUUGGGAGGGAUGUUUUUGCUGGAUGCUCACUUUGUGACAUGUAUGCAAAAUGUGGUUUGUUAAGUUGUGCAAGAGUAGUCUUUUAUCAGAUAGGAAGGCCAGAUUUAGUUGCCUGGAAUGCUAUCAUUGCAGGGUUUGCUUAUGGUGGUGAUGCUAAGGAAGCCAUAGCGUUUUUUUCUCAGAUGAGGCAUCAGGGAUUGAUCCCAGAUGAGAUCACUGUUCGUUCCUUACUUUGUGCUUGCACAAGCCCUUCAGAACUUCAUCAAGGUAUGCAGGUUCAUGGAUAUAUUAAUAAAAUGGGUCUUGAUUUAGAUGUUCCAGUGUGCAACACUUUACUGACCAUGUAUGCAAAGUGUUCAGAGCUCCGUGAUGCAAUUUUUUUCUUUGAAGAGAUGAGAUGUAAUGCGGAUUUAGUUUCUUGGAAUGCAAUUCUUACAGCAUGCAUGCGUCAUGACCAGGCUGAAGAGGUUUUCAGAUUAUUAAAACUAAUGUGUAUUUCUCAACAUAGGCCUGAUUAUAUCACUUUAACUAAUGUAUUGGGGGCUUCAGCAGAAACUGUUUCUAUAGAAAUAGGGAAUCAAGUACAUUGCUAUGCUUUGAAAAGUGGGCUUAAUUGUGAUAUUUCUGUCACAAAUGGGCUGAUUGACCUGUAUGCAAAAUGUGGAUCCCUUAAAACUGCUCGUAAGAUCUUUGAUUCAAUGAUAAAUCCUGAUGUUGUGUCAUGGAGUAGUUUAAUUUUGGGGUAUGCUCAGUUUGGAUAUGGAGAGGAAGCUCUCAAACUCUUUAAAACAAUGAGAAGGCUGGAUGUUAAGCCAAACCAUGUGACAUUUGUUGGGGUUCUUACCGCAUGCAGUCAUGUUGGACUGGUGGAAGAAGGGUGGCAAUUGUAUGGAACCAUGGAAAAGGAGUUUGGUAUUGCACCAACCAGAGAGCAUUGUUCUUGUAUGGUCGACUUGCUUGCUCGUGCUGGAUGCUUAAAUGAAGCAGAGGGUUUCAUUCAUCAAAUGCCAUUUGAUCCAGACAUUGUGGUGUGGAAGACACUACUUGCUGCCUGUAAGACUCAUGGGAAUGUUGAUGUUGGAAAGCGGGCUGCAGAGAAUAUUCUGAAAAUUGAUCCUUCCAAUUCUGCUGCACAUGUGUUACUCUGCAACAUAUAUGCUUCUAAAGGAAAUUGGGAAGAUGUUGCCAGAUUGAGGAGCUUGAUGAAACAAAGAUGUGUCAGGAAAGUUCCAGGUCAGAGCUGGAUUGAGGUUAAGGAUAGGAUCCAUGUUUUCUUUGUGGAAGACAGUUUGCAUCCAGAAAGAAAUAAAAUAUACACAAUGCUAGAGGAGUUGUUGUUGCAGAUGCUGGAAGCUGGUUAUGUUCCAUUUCAGAAAUAGGCUUGGGGUGAACCAUUGCAUUGAAGAAAAGAAAAUUGAACAUAUAUCCAUAUGUUUCGGAACAUGGAAUGAGACUCCUGGUUUUCUUGGAGUGUUCCAGUUUAAACCUGGAAUUGAUUCAGUCAAUCAUGGACGGUAUUUAGGGGUAAAUCAGUUCAUCAGGCACUAGCAAGAAGGUCAGCAUAAGGUUGCAGAUAUUUUCUCAUAAGCAUUAUGUCCUUUUGUUUAUUUCUUGAUUGAGCCUUUCAUUUCAAUUCUGCCAUUGCCCGAUGUGUUGAAAAUUGUGAUUCUUUAUACCGGACAAAUAUGGAGUAAAGGAGAUGAAUGGAAAACAAAGGCAUUGUUUUGACCCAGGGAGAAAGGAGGGAAGAAAAGGCGACAAUUUUGUCUUAGUCAAGAGAGUUGGUAUAUGUGAAGCAAAUUGAUAGAGAAGAAGAGGCAUGCUGUUGUAGUUUGAGCAAAAUCAAAUUUCAGUGGCAUUACCUAAAAGAUGUGAGAUUUAAGGCUCUGAAGGGUCUGAAGAUGAGAGGAUUCUUGAGUGAAAUACCACCUAGAGGCAUUCCUGACUCUUGUGAAUGGUCAAGAGUCAAAACUGAUAAUUCAUGGAAGUGAUGGCGAGGAUAGGAUGAACCGUAAAUGGAAGUGGGGAUUAUGAUCUCAUUGAAGAAGUAGGUUGGGUGGAAGACUCAAUGAUGUAUGUAAUAUUUGCUUGUUAUCCCAUUUCCCUAGAAGUAACUAUCUUCCCAGGAUUCCUACAGUUCUUUGGUUAUAUUUUCUAACUAGAGGAAGUUCAUGCAGUUGCUACUUGCUAGUAAACAAGCCUCGGAAGCUACUGGUGAACCAUGUGGCUAGAUGCAUGACAUCAAAAGAAACACUUGCACAUUUGUGAUGUUGGGGCUUUGGUUGUUACCUUUUGAUCGUCUUCCAAUAAUUAAGGCAUUAGCACAGAACAUAGAUCAAAUUAUGCAAAGCAUAUAUAAACUAUUGGCCUCUGGAAGUUAUCCACAUUGAUCCUAUUUUGGGCUAGAGUUCCAGUGCAUUGCAGACAUGGAGGCUAUCAAAUUUGACAAGUAACAAUGCAUCUGCUGCAUAGUGAAGGUGGUGCCAAAAUAGAGCCCUCAAAAUCAGGACUCACUACUUGUGUAGGUGAAAGCAGAGGUUGGGUUGAUUCAUUAUUCAUCUCAUUAGAAAGAUGUUGGACAGUGUAGUAGAGAUAACCAGUAAAGGAAUUCAGCAAGGAAGAGAACAGCUUGGAACAAUGCUUUUUGAUCAUGCAAUGCCAGAUGUUAGAUUUGCUAAACAUCCGGGUUGUCUGUUUUUGGGAAAGAGGGGAGACGACACAGGCGCCAAAUGAUUUUUGUAAUUGCGUCUUUUUAUGAAGCAGUGAUAAAUUUUUGAAUUGGAAGGUUGAUGACACUUUAUUAUAUACGGUUAUACUGGCAAGUUUAAAAAAAAAAUGAAAAUAAGGUCUCUGUUAUAUCCUGAAUUGAGAAGUUCAGACUUUGGAUUAAGAAUUUAAUGAACAUUUGAUC
This is a messenger RNA of Vitis riparia (riverbank grape), 4028 nucleotides long. RefSeq names its product pentatricopeptide repeat-containing protein At3g53360, mitochondrial. Gene Ontology annotation, biological process: RNA modification. NCBI's taxonomy places the organism in Eukaryota, Viridiplantae, Streptophyta, Magnoliopsida, Vitales, Vitaceae. Gene Ontology annotation, molecular function: RNA binding; protein binding. The transcript has 4 exons. The coding region runs from base 229 to 2496 and encodes 755 amino acids. The record is from RefSeq and is a predicted model, not a curated record.